AUGCCGGGAGUUGCAAUGGAUUUAUCCCGGGAUGUUGCUUACUAUUUAAAUCUGGGGGUACUGGAGACUACCCACGAAGAAAUGGACGGUGUCACUUUUCAAGCCUGGUUCAAGGACACGCUGCUUCCACAACUCAGUACUCCAUCUACAAUUGUAAUGGACAAUGCGUCCUACCACUCGCAACUAUUGGAUAAAGUUCCGAAUAAAUCAUCAAAAAAGGCUGAGAUGCAGGAAUGGCUUCAGCGACAUCACAUUACGUUCGAAGAAGAGAUGACAAAGGCGGAGCUUUUAGAGCUAAUAAUUCAAAAUAAACCCCCAAAUCCCACUUAUAUAAUUGAUGAUUUAGCUCGAAAAGCUGGCCACAAGGUUGUUCGACUGCCACCCUACCACUGUCAUUUCAAUAGCAUUGAAUUAAUCUGGGCUCAGGUUAAGGGGUACGUCGCGAGGAACAAUAAAUUGUUCACCAUUACAGAAACAAAAAGGUUAACUAUGGAGGCAAUCGAAAAUGUUACCUCUGCUGAAUGGAAGAAAGUCGUGGAGCACACUAAGAAAAGUCAUUGA
This is a messenger RNA of Homalodisca vitripennis (glassy-winged sharpshooter), 561 nucleotides long. RefSeq lists its product as uncharacterized. Bases 1 to 561 code for a protein of 186 amino acids. The record is from RefSeq and is a predicted model, not a curated record. NCBI's taxonomy places the organism in Eukaryota, Metazoa, Arthropoda, Insecta, Hemiptera, Cicadellidae. Gene Ontology annotation, molecular function: nucleic acid binding. The transcript has a single exon.